Messenger RNA from Aspergillus candidus, 2082 nucleotides. Its product is annotated as xylulokinase. NCBI's taxonomy places the organism in Eukaryota, Fungi, Ascomycota, Eurotiomycetes, Eurotiales, Aspergillaceae. Bases 245 to 1963 code for a protein of 572 amino acids. The transcript has 2 exons. The record is from RefSeq and is a predicted model, not a curated record. Gene Ontology annotation, biological process: xylulose metabolic process; D-xylose metabolic process. Gene Ontology annotation, molecular function: D-xylulokinase activity. Gene Ontology annotation, cellular component: cytosol.
CUCCCUCUCUCUCUCUCUCUCUCUCUCUCUCUCUCUCUCUCUCUCUUACAUCGUAAUACAUUCCAUGUAUCUCACUUCCUCUUAAUACAUCCACAUAUCAACCCCAUCUUAUCAACAAAUACCCGCACAACGACGUCAUCACCGCAACAUCCCCCACCAUCCCACCCCGUCCGCUAUCCCACCCUCACCUUUCCUCCUUCAAUCCACCUCUAAAUCAACAUAAUACACAUAUUUUCCGGCCAAUAUGACUUCCGGCCCAUUAUACAUCGGGUUCGACCUCUCGACCCAACAACUCAAAGGCCUAGUCGUCAACUCGGACCUCAAAGUUGUCUACGUCUCCAAAUUCGACUUCGACGCUGACUCGCGCAACUUCCCCAUCAAAAAGGGCGUCCUCGUCAAUGAAGCCGAGCACGAGGUUGUCGCUCCAGUCGCCAUGUGGCUGCAGGCCCUAGAUGGCGUUCUCGAAGGCCUGCGCGACCAGGGCCUCGACUUCUCCCGCGUCAUGGGCGUCAGCGGCGCCGGCCAGCAGCAUGGGAGUGUCUACUGGGGGGAGAAUGCUGAGAUCGUGCUGAAGAGUCUCGACGCGGGCAAGUCGCUUGAGGAGCAGCUCAGUGGGGCCUUUUCGCACCCGUAUAGUCCCAAUUGGCAGGAUUCGAGUACCCAGCGUGAGUGUGAUGAGUUUGAUGCCUGUCUGGGGGGCCCAGAGGAGUUGGCCCGUGUGACGGGGAGUAAGGCGCAUCAUAGAUUCACCGGUCCCCAGAUUUUGCGCUUCCAGAAAAAGCACCCCGACACCUACAAGAAGACCCUCCGCAUCUCUCUGGUGUCCUCGUUUCUGGCGUCGCUCUUCCUGGGUCGGAUUGCACCGUUUGACAUCUCUGACGUCUGUGGCAUGAACCUGUGGAACAUCAAGAAGGGCGACUUCGACCAGCGGCUGCUGCAGCUGUGCGCGGGCAGCUUCGGGGUGGACGACCUGAAGCGCAAGCUUGGCCCCGUCCCCGAGGACGGCGGAUUCCACCUUGGAACGGUCGACCGGUACUUCCUGGAGCGGUACGGCUUCAAUCCGAGCUGCACGGUCAUCCCGUCGACGGGCGACAACCCGGCGACUAUCCUCGCCCUGCCGCUGCGGCCGUCCGACGCGAUGGUCUCGCUGGGCACAUCGACGACCUUCCUGAUGUCCACGCCCAGCUACCAGCCCGACCCGGCCACGCACUUCUUCAACCACCCCACCACCGCGGGACUCUACAUGUUCAUGCUCUGCUACAAAAAUGGCGGCCUAGCCCGCGAGCAAAUCCGCGACGCCAUCAACGCGAAACUGGGCCCCAACGACAGUGACCCGUGGGCGCACUUCGACCGCAUCGCGCUGCAGACCCCCGCCCUGGGCCAGAAGGACCCGGCCUCCGACCCCAUGAAGAUGGGCCUGUUCUUCCCCCGCCCGGAGAUCGUGCCGAACCUGCCCGCCUGCCAACGGCGCUUCACCUACCAGCCCCAGGACGGCCGUCUGCACGAGACGGCAGACGGAUGGGAUCGGCCGGCCGACGAAGCGCGCGCCAUCGUCGAGAGCCAGCUCCUGUCACUCCGGCUGCGGUCGCGCGAGCUGACAACCAGCCCCGGCUCGGGGAUGCCGGCCCAACCCCGCCGGGUGUACCUCGUGGGCGGCGGGUCCAAGAACAAGGCAAUCGCCAAGCUGGCGGGCGAGCUGCUGGGCGGCAGCGAGGGGGUGUACAAGCUGGAGAUCGGGGACAACGCGUGUGCCCUGGGAGCGGCCUACAAGGCGGUUUGGGGCAUCGAGCGCACGCCGGGUCAGACGUUCGAGGACCUGAUCGGGAAGCGAUGGCACGAGGAGGAGUUCAUCGAGAAGAUCGCGGACGGAUACCAGCCGCGGUUGUUUGCGCAGUACGGUCAGGCGGUAGAGGGAUUCGCGAAGAUGGAGCAUCAGGCGGUGGAGGAGGCGAAAAACCAAUGAAUUUCUCUUUGUUUAAAAUCAUAUAUAUAUAUAUAUAUAUAUAUAUAUAUAGAUAGAUAUACUCUACGAUAUAUAAUAGUUGAUCGGCAUGAUGUCAGGCAUGGAUGCGCUGUCCUGGG